Messenger RNA from Monoraphidium neglectum, 1521 nucleotides. RefSeq lists its product as hypothetical. The record is from RefSeq and is a predicted model, not a curated record. The coding region runs from base 1 to 1521 and encodes 506 amino acids. The transcript is spliced from 3 exons. NCBI's taxonomy places the organism in Eukaryota, Viridiplantae, Chlorophyta, Chlorophyceae, Sphaeropleales, Selenastraceae.
AUGCCCAGCCGCGAGCUGAGCGGCGCUUUCCUGUUCCAGUCCCCAACGCCGGUCAAGAACGGUGGCGGCGCGGGCAGCCCAGCCAUCGCCUUUGGCUUUGCAGCCGUGGCCCCGCCCGGCCUGCCGCUGUCGCCGGGGGAGCAGCUGCUGCAGUUUGCGGCGGCGCAGCAGCAGCCGCAGCAGGUGUUGCUGGCUGACGGGCCGCAGUCGCUGUGCCUGGAGGCGUACCGCCAGUACCUGCAGCAGAGCGCGGCCCAGCAGGCGGCCCAGCAGGGACAGCGGGCGCAGCAGGGGCGCACCAACCAAGGUGGUCGGGGGCGAGGAAGGGGCCGGCGCUCGGCAGGCAAGCAGCAGCAGCAGCAGCAGCAGCAGCAGCAGCAGCAGCAGCAGCAGCAGCAGCAGCAGCAGCAGCAGGAGUCCCUGCAGACUGUUCAACCGCAGCAGUUUGGGCUGCCAUCAGCGCGGCCCCCACCAAGCGCGCCGCGAGGCGAGGCUGCGGCCCCCGCAGCUGCCCCCUCUAAAGCGCCGGGCAUAGCCGGCUACGCGCCCAGCGACAGCCGCGUGGGCCUUGAGCUGCGCAGCGUCGCUGCUGACGCCGCGGUCGCCAGGGUGGACGCGUCUGUGCUGGCAGAGCUGCGCCGCUGCCAGCCCGCGGCAAGGGCGCCCCGGCCACAGCCCCAGGAGUCAGACCUGGGGGCCGGCGCGCGCCUGCGCUGCCCCUGCGGCGGCGCCGCCACUGACGCCGGCUCGCCGCUGGUGCGCUGCACGUGCUGCGGCGUGCUGCAGCAUCUUGCUUGCGUCGCGGCCGGCCGAGUGGGCGGCGGCGGCGGUGGGGACGCAGGCGCAGCGGCGGGGCUCCUGACGGCGGCUACGAGUGAUGUUCGGGGAGGGACCGGCUCUGAGGCGCCCAUGUAUCAUGUCGUGGACCUGGGCACGGUCGCUCGCGAGGGGACUGCGGCCGACCAGGACCCCCGCGCCUCCGUGCAGGCGGUUGAGGGCGCUGGGGCGCGGGACUCGGACGAGUUUGCGGGCCACCACGCGUGCGAGGCGUGCAGGGCCGAGCUGUCCGACCCCUUUUGGGCGCUCCUGCCGCCGCUCCUCCUGCCGCCCCGCAUUCUGCGGCCCUGGCAGCGCCCAGCGGCUGCGGGCGCUGCGCCGGCGGCCGGCCCUGAGGUGGUGGCCGGGCUGCAGGCUGUGGGGGAGUCCUUUGAGCUGCCAGCCCACCCCACCAUAGUCACCCGCCUCUCAUCUUCUCCGCCGCCCGCGGCCGCAGCGCCCGACGGCCGCGGCGGGGCGUCGCCCGCCGCGGGCGGCGGCGCCGGCGGGGCCGUCGGGGCUGGGGCGGGGCUGUGGCCGCGCUACGAUGUGCUGGUGGGGUGCCUGCGGCUGGGCGGUGACACGCCCUCGUGCCGGCUGAGGUGGCCCGCGCACACCCUGCUCAAGGCGAGCCCUGGGCUCAGGGGCGUGGGAGGCAUGGGAGAGGGCGAGGGCGGUAAGGGACGACAGCAAGCUCGCAUGUAG